This is a messenger RNA of Galeopterus variegatus (Sunda flying lemur), 655 nucleotides long. RefSeq names its product protein tyrosine phosphatase, mitochondrial 1 (gene PTPMT1). Gene Ontology annotation, biological process: protein dephosphorylation. The transcript is spliced from 4 exons. NCBI's taxonomy places the organism in Eukaryota, Metazoa, Chordata, Mammalia, Dermoptera, Cynocephalidae. The record is from RefSeq and is a predicted model, not a curated record. Gene Ontology annotation, molecular function: phosphatidylinositol-4,5-bisphosphate 5-phosphatase activity; phosphatidylglycerophosphatase activity; protein tyrosine/serine/threonine phosphatase activity. The coding region runs from base 1 to 468 and encodes 155 amino acids.
AUGCUGGGCGCGCUGCCGCUGCGGAGCAUGACGCGCAAGCUCGUCCAGGACGAAAACGUGCGCGGGGUAAUCACCAUGAACGAGGAGUAUGAGACCCGGUUCCUGUGCAACUCCUCACAGGAGUGGAAGAGAGUAGGGGUCGAGCAACUGCGGCUCAGCACAGUAGACAUGACUGGGAUCCCCACCUUGGCUAACCUCCAGAAAGGAGUCCAGUUUGCUCUCAAGUACCAGUCGCUGGGCCAGUGCGUCUAUGUGCAUUGUAAGGCGGGGCGCUCCAGAAGUGCCACUAUGGUAGCAGCAUAUCUGAUUCAGGUGCACAACUGGACUCCAGAGGAAGCUAUAACAGUCAUCGCCAAGAUCCGGUCACACAUCUAUAUCAGACCUGGCCACUUGAAAGUUCUUAAAGAGUUCUAUAAGAUAAAUGCAGGGGCAGCAAAGGAUGAGACUGGUGAUACAUCAAAGACUUGAAGUACAUGGAUUAGAAAGAACUUAAGCUAACUCUGCUUGAUACAGAGUAAAAAAGUUUAAUAAGACCAAAGGGGCCUAAGCCCAGACUUGACAUAACGGAAAUGUGCUAAGUAAUGGAUAAUUUUGCUUCCUUUGUCUUAUUUCAUUUUCCUGGAAUAACACUGUUGCAUGGUUAGAGAGGAAGAGA